AUGGGGGAGAUGGAACAGUUGCGGCAGGAAGCGGAGCAGCUCAAGAAGCAGAUCGCAGAUGCCAGGAAAGCCUGUGCUGACACUACCCUGGCAGAGCUGGUGUCUGGCCUCGAAGUCGUGGGACGUGUGCAGAUGCGGACACGGCGGACCUUAAGGGGACACCUGGCCAAGAUCUACGCCAUGCACUGGGCCACCGACUCUAAGCUGUUGGUAAGCGCCUCGCAAGAUGGGAAGCUGAUCGUGUGGGACACAUACACCACCAACAAGGUCCACGCCAUCCCGCUGCGCUCCUCCUGGGUCAUGACCUGUGCCUACGCCCCGUCAGGGAACUUCGUGGCCUGCGGGGGGCUGGACAACAUGUGUUCCAUCUACAGCCUCAAAUCCCGGGAGGGCAACGUCAAGGUCAGCCGGGAGCUGUCGGCUCACACGGGUUAUCUCUCCUGCUGCCGUUUCCUGGACGACAACAACAUCGUGACCAGCUCCGGGGACACCACGUGCGCCCUGUGGGACAUCGAGACUGGGCAGCAGAAGACUGUGUUUGUGGGGCACACAGGGGACUGCAUGAGCCUGGCCGUGUCCCCUGACUUCAGACUCUUCAUCUCGGGGGCCUGCGACGCCAGCGCCAAGCUCUGGGACGUGCGGGAGGGGACCUGCCGGCAGACUUUCACGGGCCACGAGUCGGACAUCAACGCCAUCUGCUUCUUCCCCAAUGGAGAGGCCAUCUGCACGGGCUCAGACGAUGCCUCCUGCCGCCUGUUUGACUUGCGGGCCGACCAGGAGCUGACCACCUACGCCCACGAGAGCAUCAUCUGCGGCAUCACGUCCGUGGCCUUCUCGCUCAGUGGCCGCCUGCUCUUUGCGGGCUACGACGACUUCAACUGCAACGUGUGGGACUCCAUGAAGUGCGAGCGCGUGGGUAUCCUCUCUGGUCACGAUAACAGGGUCAGCUGCCUGGGGGUCACAGCUGAUGGGAUGGCUGUGGCCACUGGUUCCUGGGACAGCUUCCUCAAAAUCUGGAACUGA
Budorcas taxicolor (takin) is the source of this 1023-nucleotide messenger RNA. RefSeq names its product G protein subunit beta 3 (gene GNB3). Gene Ontology annotation, molecular function: protein binding; signaling receptor complex adaptor activity. Gene Ontology annotation, cellular component: heterotrimeric G-protein complex; cytoplasm. The transcript has 9 exons. Bases 1 to 1023 code for a protein of 340 amino acids. Gene Ontology annotation, biological process: G protein-coupled receptor signaling pathway. The record is from RefSeq and is a predicted model, not a curated record. NCBI's taxonomy places the organism in Eukaryota, Metazoa, Chordata, Mammalia, Artiodactyla, Bovidae.